CUGAUGACAAACGAUGACGCCUCUUCCCUGAGUGCCAGGGAGUUAGAGCCACGACUAACCAAUCAGUGCAAGGGAAGGGGCGUGUUUUUAACAUUGGGGUGUGGUUUAUUAUUUCCAGUACAACGUCCAGUCUGUCUUAUCGCGUGAGCAAGUGGGCUACCACUGUCAGAUAAUUGCAGGUUGUGUAUUUUAUUUCAUCAUUACGAAUGCUGAGAAUAUUUGUAAUAUUUACAUCAGAAAGUGUUUGCAUAAGAUAAUACACAUUACAAAGCUGGGCGGGCGCCUGUCUUUACGCGGUGAAAAGUAGGCCAACAACAAGGUGGGAAAUGUCCGGAGAAGCUGUCGUCGUCACACUGGAAACAGACGCUGGGGCUCCCACUUCUUUCCCGGUUGUUCUGAAGAAAAUAAUGGAAAUGCCUCCGCCGAAUAUACUGGACGGCGAUGAGGACACUGAGAAGGAGAAGCUGUGUUUGGAUGGUGAUGCCGAUCUGGGCGGAGGAGUCAGCGGGAUGGGCCCGUCGGCUGCCCUCACCCCUGCUAUCUGGGACAAGACCAUCCCUUAUGACGGCGAGAACUUCCACUUGGAGUACAUGGACCUCGAGGAGUUCCUAAUGGAGAACGGCAUUCCUACUUCACCGGAAGAAGAUGAGGAGGAGCUGGACAAGUGUGAUGAAGAGGUGGUGAUCAUCACUAACUGUGAGACGGACAUCACGUGUGAUGUUACGGCAGAUGAAGAAGCAGAGAGCGUGACCCCAGAUCCCAUCAACCCAGACGAAAUAGAGGUUGAUGUCAACUACGAGCCAGACCCCACCGACCUGGUCUUGUCAAGUGUACCGGGGGGCGAACUCUUCAACCCCCGCAAACACAAGUUCAGCGAAGAAGAGCUCAAGCCCCAGCCUAUGAUUAAGAAGGCGAAGAAGGUGUUUGUUCCCGAAGAGCAGAAGGAUGAGAAGUACUGGCAGAGGCGAAAGAAAAACAACGUGGCAGCCAAGCGCUCACGUGAUGCCCGCAGGCUAAAGGAGAACCAGAUCACAGUGCGAGCGGCGUUCCUGGAGCGGGAGAACUCGGCGCUGCGGACAGAGGUGGCAGACCUGCGGAAGGAGUGCGGCCACUUCAAGACGAUCGUGGGUCACUAUGAAGCCAAAUUUGGAAAAUUUGCGGUGCCAGAAGACCUUUAGACCAUAUUUGAUUUAUUUUUCUAACAUGUGAAUAAAUAAAUCAAACAUUGAGCUUUGGCGGGGGGGGGGGAUUGAAUGGAUCGGAUGUGGAAGAAGAGGAGCAGCAGGAGCGUGUGUGUGCAAUGCCAUGCAAUGCAACCUGAUACAAGAUACUUUUCAAGCUUUUUUUUAAGCAUCCAUGUGAGUGAAUGAGAGGAUAAGUCAAAUUAUAUUCAAGUGCAUUGCCUUGGUGUUGUGUAUUUACACCUAACUAACCAUUUUCAUUUUGGUGGCAUUUAUGGGCUCAUUAUAUACUUUCAAGGGACACUUAUGUAGCGAUUGCAAUAGUGUAACUAUAUGGUGUUGAAGUAGCUUUGGGCGACUUCUCGUUCUUUCCAUCUUUUUAAAGAAGAAUUGUACUUUUUUUUUUCUCCAUUCAUAGCAAAAUACUGUGAGAUUUCUUCAGGGGAUUAGUGACUCUACUCUGGCCUUCCCGCUUCAGUUUUGUGUAUCUGCCGCACUUGUGAUGCGUCUCUGCAUGGCAGCUCCUACUUCAAAUUGUCUGCGACACUUCUCAUAAGUUGUCGAAACUCCUGUCAAUGCAUGUCAGUGUGAAUAGUCGUGUACUCUUACAACCCCAGUACACGUUGUUACACUCGCAGUGCAAGGACAAAACUCAGAGAAAGCAUCUUUUGCAUUUGGUUAUAAAGCUGCAGGGAACUCCUGCCUGAGUGCACAAUUAAACCAAGUUAUAUUUGAUUCUUAACUUAUUUGGAUCCUCUUUGGGAUUUAUUGUCUUGUCUAUCAUUUCACAAUCAAUUAAGUGUUAUACAGGUCCUUCUCAAAAAAUUUGCAUAUUGUGAUAAAGUUCAUUAUUUUCUGUAAUGUACUGAUAAACAUUAGACUUUCAUAUAUUUUAGAUUCAUUACACACAACUGAAGUAGUUCAGGCCUUUUAUUGUGUUAAUAUUGAUGAUUUUGGCAAAAAAAAGUAAAGAAAAACCAAAAAUCCCUAUCUCAAAAAAUUAGCAUAUUUUAUCCGACCAAUAAAAGAAAAGUGUUUUUAAUACAAAAAAAAGUCAACCUUCAAAUAAUUAUGUUCAGUUAUGUACUCAAUACUUGGUCGGGAAUCCUUUUGCAGAAAUGACUGCUUCAGUGCGGCGUGGCAUGGAGGCAAUGGUAAACCAUUCACCAGUGGUUUUGGCACUGUGAGCAGGUGCCAGGUCGUGAAAAAUGAAAUCUUCAUCUCCAUAAAGCUUUUCAGCAGAUGGAAGCAUGAAGUGCUCCAAAAUCUCCUGAUAGCUAGUUGCAUUGACCCUGCCCUUGAUAAAACAUAGUGGACCAACACCAGCAGCUGACAUGGCACCCCAGACCAUCACUGACUGUGGGUACUUGACACUGGACUUCAGGCAUUUUGGCUUUUCCUUCUCCCCAGUCUUCCUCCAGACUCAGGCACCUUGAUUUCCGAAUGACAUGCAAAAUUUGCUUUCAUUCGAAAAAAGUACUUUGGACCACUGAGCAACAGUCCAGUGCUGCUUCUCUGUAGCCCAGGUCAGGCGCUUCUGUCACUGUUUUUGGUUCAAAAGUGACUUGACCUGGGGAAUGUGGCACCUGUAGCCCAUUUCCAGCACACGCCUGUGCAUGGUGGCUCUGGAUGUUUCUACUCCAGACUCAGUCCACUGCUUCCGCAGGUCCCCCAAGGUCUGGAAUCAGCCCUUCUCCACAAUAUGCCUCAGGGUCCGGUCACCUCUUCUGGUUGUGCAGCGUUUUCUGCCACACUUUUUCCUUCCCACAGACUUCCCACUGAGGUGCCUUGAUACAGCACUCUGAGAACAGCCUAUUUGCUCAGAAAUUUCUUUGUGUCUUACUCUCUUGCUUGGUGGUGUCAGUGAUGGCCUUCUGGACAGCAGUCAGGUCGGCAGUCUUAUCCAUGAUUGCGGUUUUGAGUAAUCAACCAGGCUGGGAGUUUUUAAAAGCCUCAGGAAUCUUUUGCAGGUGUUUAGAGUUCAUUCGUUGAUUCAGAUGAUUAGGUUAAUAGCUCGUUUAGAGUACCUUUUCAUGAUAUGCUAAUUUUUUGAGAUAGGGAUUUUUGGUUUUUCUUUACUUUUUUGCCAAAAUUAUCAAUAUUAAAACAAUAAAAGGCCUGAACUACUUCAGUUGCGUGUAAUGAAUCUAAAAUAUAUGAAAGUCUAAUGUUUAUCAGUACAUUACAGAAAAUAAUGAACUUUAUCACAAUAUGCUAAUUUUUUUAGAAGGACCUGUAUUUCCCACUUCAAUGGUUCCUUCCAUUUUUUUUUAUUAAGCUAUCUGUUUUAAGUUUUUGUUACAUAUUAAAUAGAUCAGCUCUUGGUAGUUAUCAAUGAAUAUGAAAUGUUAUAAGGUGUGUCUCUGGGAUUUUGUAGAAUUAUGACAUACCUCUAUAUGUCAAAUACAUCCAACCUUAUUCAUUUCCAGCAAAAUGCACCGUUAACUAUAGAGUCCAUAAGUAUCACAUUGAAACGGUGUGUAAUAUCAGGUUGAUAUGAAUAAUGGGCUUCCUGACUUGUUCAAGUAGUUCCAAUGCAAUCCAGAUUGUAUCUCUGCCUUCUUUCCAAAACAGCUCAAGUUUUGAGGGUGUUCCAUCAUAGUUCUGUCUUUGUAUAGUUGAGUGUGGUUACCUUCAUGUUCAUACAUUGUGUAUAAAUAAAGCCUUGAGAAACUCUU
Molecule: messenger RNA, 3859 nt
Organism: Dunckerocampus dactyliophorus (ringed pipefish)
Lineage: Eukaryota; Metazoa; Chordata; Actinopteri; Syngnathiformes; Syngnathidae
Gene: tefa
Product: TEF transcription factor, PAR bZIP family member a
Exons: 6
Coding region: 327-1178 (283 amino acids)
Biological process (GO): regulation of transcription by RNA polymerase II
Cellular component (GO): nucleus
Molecular function (GO): RNA polymerase II cis-regulatory region sequence-specific DNA binding; DNA-binding transcription factor activity, RNA polymerase II-specific
Source: RefSeq, a predicted model, not a curated record